ACGCGCGCUGCGGGCCGUUAGCUGUCAGGACCAGGCGGCUGGCGGGCGCGCGGCGGGAGCCGACGUCUGCGCCAGGACCCGGCGGGCUGAGCCCGGCGCAGCGACAUAGGCGAGGGCAGCGCCGACCCUCGCUCCUGGCCGGGUCGCAGAGGCGAGCAGGGAGCCGCGGGCAGCCGCUCCUGCAGACAAGAUGGGGAACCGGGAGAUGGAGGAGCUGAUCCCGCUGGUGAACCGGCUGCAGGACGCCUUCUCGGCUCUGGGACAGAGCUGCCUGCUGGAGCUGCCGCAGAUCGCCGUGGUGGGCGGCCAGAGCGCCGGCAAGAGCUCGGUGCUCGAGAACUUCGUGGGCAGUUUGAUUAUAGACAUUCUACUCAGGGACUUUCUUCCCCGUGGAUCAGGCAUCGUAACAAGACGACCUCUCGUGCUGCAGCUUGUUACUUCUAAAGCAGAAUAUGGUGAAUUUCUGCAUUGCAAAGGAAAAAAGUUUACAGAUUUUGAUGAAGUUCGCCAUGAGAUUGAAGCAGAAACAGAUCGUGUGACUGGGAUGAAUAAAGGCAUCUCCCCCAUACCCAUUAAUUUACGAGUUUAUUCUCCACAUGUGUUAAAUCUAACCCUGAUCGACCUACCUGGAAUAACUAAAGUACCUGUGGGAGAUCAGCCACCAGAUAUUGAGUAUCAGAUCAGAGAUAUGAUUAUGCAGUUCAUCACAAGGGAGAACUGUCUGAUUUUGGCUGUCACCCCAGCCAAUACUGAUCUUGCAAACUCAGAUGCACUGAAGCUAGCUAAAGAAGUUGAUCCUCAAGGUCUGAGAACCAUUGGAGUCAUCACCAAGUUGGAUCUUAUGGAUGAAGGAACAGAUGCCAGGGAUGUUCUAGAGAACAAGCUGCUGCCUCUUCGCAGGGGUUACGUGGGGGUGGUAAACAGAAGCCAGAAGGACAUAGACGGGAAGAAGGACAUCAAGGCGGCCAUGCUGGCAGAGAGGAAGUUUUUUCUUUCCCACCCGGCUUACAGACAUAUUGCUGAUCGAAUGGGGACCCCACACCUGCAGAAGGUCCUGAAUCAGCAACUUACCAACCACAUUCGAGACACCCUGCCAAACUUCAGGAACAAACUCCAGGGACAGUUGCUCUCCAUAGAACAUGAAGUAGAAGCCUAUAAAAACUUCAAACCUGAAGACCCCACCAGGAAGACCAAAGCAUUACUGCAGAUGGUUCAGCAAUUUGCUGUGGACUUUGAGAAAAGAAUUGAAGGGUCAGGGGAUCAAGUAGAUACUCUGGAGCUCUCGGGUGGUGCUAAAAUCAAUCGUAUUUUCCAUGAACGCUUUCCUUUUGAGAUAGUAAAGAUGGAGUUCAAUGAGAAAGAAUUGAGAAGAGAAAUAAGCUAUGCAAUCAAAAACAUACAUGGUAUCAGGACAGGGUUGUUUACUCCAGACAUGGCAUUUGAAGCAAUAGUCAAGAAACAGAUUGUAAAACUGAAAGGGCCUUCCUUGAAGAGUGUAGAUCUAGUAAUGCAAGAAUUAAUCAACACUGUCAAGAAGUGCACCAAAAAACUGGCAAACUUCCCCAGACUCUGUGAGGAAACGGAAAGGAUUGUUGCUAACCACAUUCGUGAACGGGAAGGGAAGACAAAGGACCAGGUACUGCUAUUGAUUGACAUUCAAGUUUCCUACAUCAACACCAACCAUGAAGACUUCAUUGGUUUUGCAAAUGCUCAACAGAGGAGCAGUCAGGUUCACAAGAAAACCACAAUUGGAAAUCAGGGAACCAAUCUUCCGCCUUCAAGGCAAAUUGUGAUUCGCAAGGGGUGGCUCACCAUCAGCAACAUUGGCAUCAUGAAAGGAGGCUCCAAGGGAUACUGGUUCGUCCUUACGGCCGAAAGCUUGUCCUGGUAUAAAGACGACGAGGAAAAAGAAAAGAAGUACAUGCUUCCCUUGGACAACCUGAAAGUCCGGGAUGUGGAAAAAAGCUUUAUGUCUAGCAAACACAUCUUUGCACUCUUUAACACAGAGCAAAGGAAUGUGUACAAAGACUACCGCUUCCUUGAGCUGGCGUGUGAUUCGCAGGAGGACGUAGACAGCUGGAAGGCAUCGCUGCUGAGAGCUGGGGUCUAUCCUGAUAAGUCUUUAACUGAAAAUGAUGAGAAUGGCCAAGCAGAAAAUUUUUCUAUGGACCCACAAUUGGAGAGGCAAGUGGAGACCAUUCGCAACCUUGUAGACUCCUACAUGUCUAUUAUCAACAAAUGUAUCCGAGAUCUAAUUCCAAAAACGAUAAUGCACCUUAUGAUCAAUAAUGUUAAAGAUUUCAUCAAUUCCGAGCUCCUAGCACAGUUAUACUCUUCCGAGGACCAAAAUACUCUGAUGGAGGAAUCCGCAGAGCAGGCUCAGCGCCGAGAUGAGAUGCUCCGAAUGUACCAGGCCCUCAAAGAAGCCCUGGUGAUCAUCGGUGACAUCAACACGGCCACGGUGUCCACCCCCGCCCCGCCUCCCGUGGACGACUCUUGGAUACAGCACUCUCGCAGGUCUCCUCCUCCAAGUCCCACAGCCCAGAGGCGGCCGACGCUGAGCGCGCCCCUGCCGAGGCCCACGUCCGGCCGAGGCCCAGCUCCCGCCAUUCCUUCCCCGGGCCCUCACUCAGGGGCUCCCCCAGUCCCGUUCCGUCCAGGGCCGCUGCCCCCUUUCCCCAACAGCAGCGACUCCCUGGGAGCCCCUCCGCAAGUUCCGUCGCGGCCCACGCGGGCCCCACCCAGCGUUCCCAGGUUUGGUGCCAUGAAGGAUGAAGCUGCUGAGCCUUGAAGUCGUGGGUUAAGGGUACACGGACAAUUAAGGAACUUGUGUGACUCCCUGCAGUCAUGCACUGGAAACGCCCUGCCUUCCUCUCUCCUCUACAGCCCUGUAAAAGUAUGAAUUCAUUUAGUAGCUGAGCAUCAUUUUGACAAAUGAUGAGCUCAUCUUGUGAUUUCUGAUGUCAGCCAUGAGCUUUCUAUUUUCCUCACCAUCCAUUCCCCGUUAAAGGAGAAAAAUAAAUAAAUACAUUUGUAAUUAGAUAUUCUGAUAAUUUAGGGAGUAGUUUUUUUUUUUUUAUUUUUGGCAACUGGAUUUAAAAGUCAAGCAAAGAUUUUUUUUCAUAAGUAUAAGUGCUAAGAAUAGAAGUAACUUUGAGCUCUUUUUUGAUUGUUAGUAUUCAAGGCAUCUCAUGAGGCAACCAUGUCCCAAAAUUUAUUACUGAAGCCCCAAACUGUAAUUAAUAAUUUGUUUCCAUGUUAACAUGAGUCUUCAUGAUGCUUAGGACACUUCGGGGAAAACAGGGAUUUUGGCCACGUGCUACUCACUAAGGAAAAUGUCCGUUUUAAUUUAAACCCUCCAUUAACUAUCCCAUGAAAAGCCUCAUUCCAAUUCCACAAUGAUUCUGGUUGUAACAGAAUAUUUCACUGGUGAAAUAUGGUGAAUCAAAGGUGGAUGUCAGCUUUUGCAUGCUUCAGGACUUGUUUUCAAUCUGGCUUAAGUGAAAGUAUAAUUAGUUUGGUGGUUUCCUUCUGGGUCCACUUUACACAAACCUGCCCAUAUCCUGCCCCAGUCCAGGUGACUGGCUGUCCCUGUCAGUGAGGCUUCAGGACACAUUUGUUUUUGAAGGUCAGAGUGUGGGAGCUUUGCCGACGUGGGAAGGCAGACUGCAGAUGGCCUUUUUGUUUUCAAUGAGAACCUUAUCUUACUUUCCCAAACAUCCCAUGUUGCAGGCAGGUAAGACAAAAAGCGAACUAAGAAAUGAUCUCCAUGAGGCAAAGCGCAAGUAACACAAAUGCAGACAGCGGCAGUAAAUAUAACAGCAUGCCACUGCCCGCCCAGUCGUAACUGGCAUUCAGUUAACCAAAUACAACUGCUUCCAUGUCCUGUGACAAAUAAUAACAAAUGCUCUCUCAUUGAGCCCUUUGGGGCCCCAAGCUGCUAAGUUGCAACCAUUGUAAGGAAGCCCUUCUGAGUUUUAGGGUAUCCUGCCUGCCCUGAGUUUCACCUGAUGGAUAGAGGAAGACAGCCAAGACAGGAUUCUGGCAGAGGAGCCACUGGCCGGUGAAAAACACACCAUCAAUGAUUAUUAUUCUUCCUGUGGCCAGUCAGCAGCAAAUUGUCACCAGUUGGAAUCUGCUGAAUGUUCCUACAUACAACCUGAUGUCAGCUCAAAGAAGGGAGAAAACUGUUUUCCCCAGUGUGAUCAGACACACACAAGCAGGGGUUCCUAUUUCAUCCCAGUGCCCCGAAUUCCCCUCAGUCAGAAAAGAGUGAUUUUUACAGGGAACCCUUUACGUUCAGACAGUGCUGGUUAGAUGGUAUGUGUUUCAGAGAGAUCCAAGGCCCAACGUGACUUGUUAUUCUUUCAAUUCUAAGUUGGAGCCAAGCAGCAAACUCUAAUUAUGAAUGGGAUCUUGACGGCUUUCUCCUUCCCGCGGACUUAUCAGCUACUGUGAAAUAUUAGAUACGAAAUUUAAGUAACGCUGACUAGACUUGCUUUAGCCCCUAAAAGCCAGGAAAUUAAUGAAAAUGUAAAUGCUGCCUCUUUCAUACAGAAUGUGCCUUUAAUGCCUAUCUCCAGCAAGAGACAACAGGAAUUGAGGAUUUCGCUGAGGGUUUGAUGGCUUUUGCCUGCUUGUCAUAACUUUAUUGCUACUUAAACACAGAAAUUUAAAUGCCCCCACUGAAAUCCUCUAGUUUACUUGUGCCAGCAUAUUGUAAGCUUUGUCUGGGGAAACCUCUGAAUCCAAACACAUAUUUACACCCUUUACUUGCCAAAUGAAAUCCAUCUGGUUUACCAAAUGCUGUUGCCAAAAGAAUGCUACAUUUUCGGUCUGGCCAGUAUUUUCAAUGCAGACGAGGGGAGAGUGGUGUUGAAAAUGCUUUGGGUUUGGGAGAAUCUGCUUGUUUAUUGAUGUCACAUUACUGAAGUAUUUAGAUGAGUUUUAGAUGGCAUGGCAACUCUGACCAAAAAUAGAAUCGUUGCACAGGGCACAGUCUACAGCCACAAGGGCCUGAAGCAGCCUUGCAUCAUGGCAUGGUACUUUCUUUCCCUUCUGACUGCUUUUCAAGCAUCACAGCCACAUCAUAAGCAAGAGUGCAAAUAGCAGGUACUCUGAUUUCUUGUUUUCUAACAACUCCCAUGAGCAGUAGGAAACACCACUCCUGUUUUCUGGUCAAGAUGAUCAGUUCACAUAAAUUGUAAACAUAUCCCAUUCAAGGAUUUUAAAAGAAAAAAAAGUUUCCAAAAAAUGGCGUGUAGCAAAAUUCUCCAUCACUCAUAAUCAGUGGUAAGGCAGGGCCUCCUGACUUCAAUUGCUCAGAGAUACGGAGAGUUCCAAACCCUCAUAAAAUCUGCUCCCCACUCCACACCCACUGCGGCCAAAUUGGGAAUUAAUUUAAUCACUAGAAAGCAUGACAUGGUGUAAAUUCUCUUACUGCUCUUGUUGGAACCUAGUAAUGUGCAAGUUAAUAUGUAAUUUAGAAAUAAGCUUCCUUCCUGCUUUUUUGGUGGAAUGGCUAACGUUUCAAUAAAGAGAGAGAAUAAGGUAAUGACCAGGAUCACCACCAACCAGAUACGCUGCCACAGGAGAAUCUCCCACUUCUAUGAUAAUUUUGAAAACCUAGAGAAAAAGGAAGACAAUGUAAGAAGGUCUCCAGUAGCUUUGAAUAUGCCUUGGGAAAUGAGUUUAUUUUACAAUCAAAUACACUAGUUGCCUCCACCAUAUAAAUAUUACCUGUAUUUGGUUUCAGAUUUUUCAUGAGACCAUUCAAUCUAAAUUUGGUUUUGAAAUGUAUACUUAAAUUAUUUUCUUUGUCUCAGAAGAUUAGUGUAUCUCAUCUAGCAUGAGCCCUCCUUUGAGAGUAAGAGAUGAGAAAGACUUCUAAAGGCAUUUUGCAGGCCGAGGCUAUGAUGAAGUUAUUUUGUUUGGGAUUGGGUAUUUACGUAAGAUACAUUCUGUACCACAUGGAUUUUUUAAGUCUAUAUGAGGAUUACUCUCCAAGCUAGUCUUAAGAAUGAACAACGUUCUCUCAUGUAAAUCUACACCUAAGUUUUGUGCUCAGAGGCCCACAGCCAGUCUUCCAACUUGGUUAUUAAAACACCGUUCACUGAGGAAAAGCUAUAAAAAAAAUGAGAAAAUAUCUGUAGACUUUUAAAAACAACUAGAAUUCCUUUUUCUCCUUAGUAGUGUUGGAAAAUAUUUUAAUAACUAAAAUAAUAAAAUUUCAUUUGAGGCAAAUUCCGUGGUAUCUUAAUUAUUACUUCUUGGAAUGGGAAAGUUACAAAAACAGUAGCAAAUUUGUUGCCUAGAGAAACCGCUGCAGUAAUUUCCCUCCACAUACUUAUGUGUAAAGUCAAAAUAAAACCCAUGCUGCAAAUAUUAUUUGCAUGAAAGCAGACUUGGACUUUCAGCUCUAAUAAUAGUGGCACUUAGGACUGAAAAUAAUGGACCAGAAAAAUCUUGUGCCUCCUCUGGCAGACUGUGAUUAACUUCCUUAAAUACUCAAUAGAUCAGUUUAGGAAUCUGUAAUGAAGAUUUUUGGUGUAAUUACUUGAUUCGCUUUCAUACUUAAAACACUCUGAAUUCCUCCAUUACCAUCUUAAUGCUUGAACAUCAAUAAGUGUAUUGAAACUUCAUUUUAAAGCACAUCUUUGAGUAAGCACAUUGAAGUAGUGGUUUCUCACUUUUACUUAAAACUUUGGUGUGUGACUCAUUACAUCUUGAAGAUUUCUGUACACAUAAAUAUUUCUGUAUAUGGAAAGCUUUUGUCACAUGUGGUCAUUUAUAUGUAUUGUUCGUUGGCUGUCUUCUAGGUGAACAACACUUGGGGGCACUCUUGCCAAUAACAGUUGCUACUGUUUUGUUCCAAGGUAGAGCAAGUGUCAGGAAAAUAUUCUAAAGGGUCACAAAGAAUCUGCAAUUUACAAACACUUUCAUAGUCUUCAUGGACUGUUUACAGUUUUACUUAAAAUGUCUUUGUCGUAAAAGUUUUGCAUUCAUUUAUUUUUCCUAUUGAUUUAAUGCCACUUAUUAAAAUUAAAAUGUCUGAGUUGUAAUACUGUGUAGCUACAAUAAUGAAGGUAGCACUGACCUUUGUCUCUAGUUCAUAAAGCACUGCGGGAUUGAAAAAGCAAGAUUCUAGACUGUUGCUUUUUAUUGUGCUCCCAUCUUAUCCCCUCCCCCCAUUUCCUUUGUCUGCAGGCUGGGCCAGCCACCCAGUUAUCUAGAAUAGUCUUCCUCUAGUCACUUAUGUCAGACACCUGCCUUCUAGCUGUGCUUGGCAGAGCAGUAGAAUGAGGUAAUAAUCAGAAGAAAAUGUUCUGUCUUUUGGCCUCAUCCACAUACAGCAUUAUUCAAAACAGUUCUCUGUGGGUGAGAACAGUCGCUUUGAGAUCCCUUGGUCUAAUGUUCCAUAGGGGUCUGGAGGAACAAAACUGUACACUUUUUGGAUCCCUUGUAAAGUAAUGGAAAUAUAAAUGAUAUCUGACUAGGCCUGUCCUCUCUGUGAUGUUUACAGACAUUUAGAGGUAUAUGUGGAAAUGAGAGCCGUUCAUUUAUAAACAUUCCGGCUUCACUUUCCCAAGUUUUCUUAAGCAGAACCUCCAUGGUCAUUACAGCAGUGUUAUCCUAAAGGCAGAUUUUGUGAACGAUUUCUCCAGGCUUGUGGCAGUUUUUGCACGACAGAUGCCCGAAGGACAUAUGGUUUCCAUAGAUUUUCCGUCUAGACUAGCUUUAUUUAGAGACUUUUGGUCUGAACCGGUCCAGUUAAAGUUUCUGUAGGAGCUUAUAUAAAAAUUCUUGUAUAAAAAUUUUAAAUGUGGGCAUACCAGUAAGGUGUAAAACAAAAAUGUUGACUUCUUAUUGGCAAAGGAUUAAAAGAGAUUGGCUGAAAAUUUCCUUCGGGUUAAGUAAUUCUGAUCGUUGUAUAUGCCCACUCAUCCGGUCCACCCCACGACGCUGUCCAAAGUGGAAAGGCUUACCCUGAAACUCCAAUAGCUCUUAAAUUUUGUAUGCUCCUCACCAUUUUCCUGAGUUAAGUUCUUUGUACUUCAGUUGGCGUGUGUGUGUGUGUGUGUGUAAAGAAAGCUCUAAUUCUUUCUGCAGACUUUUUACAUGACCCUGGGGACAUAUGAUUCUUUGCCCUUUUAGCACCUAUUUUUACAAACACAGCAUUUCUCUCAUUUAAAAAAAAAAAAAAGAAAAACUGUGCCUCCAACACACCCCCAAGUGGGAGGCUGAACCUUUAGGAGAUUUCUAGUGCUUUCAACCAACAAUGAAAAUCCCAUUUUAAGAUGGUUCUUGAGCCACUGUCAGAGAUUUAUUUAGAAACAAUAUGACACUUUCACAGGAAAAGAGUAACUUCUAAAAUUGCCCAGAAGUCUGCACUUUCUUCCUCUUGUAAGAGCCUGUCCCCCUUUAACUGCAUCAGAACGAGGAGACUUGUGGAAAAGAGAAAGCAUGGGCAGCUCUGUCCCCAUCAGUCCCAUCCCUUGGCUUCUCGCUAAGCAUUUAAUUGGACUUACUCACAUAUUUGUCCACUGACAUGGCAGCUUGCAAGGCACAAUGCUUCUCUGUUUUUCUGUUUGCUCUGAAAGUUUUUCGUUUUUAAAAUUGGAGCUCUAAGGCAUGUUAGAGCUCCUCCUGCUGGAUUUUCUUUUUAUAAGUGACUGGGAUUGUAAUUGGUAAAGGGCAACUCUUUGUCUCUGUUUUUAACCACUUGAAUUGAUCCAAAUGACCAGAAAAAAAAAAAAUAACAAGUGAUACCCUUAAAACUGUCCCUUAAUGCAAGGGGCAAUAUCAAGAUCAGGCAGACACUGAAAAGUUGGUACAGCACAAAUCUCUAAGUCUCCAAAUUCCUCUCGCUGUUUAUUUUUAUUGUUGCUAAGAAAAUAAAAUAAAAGGAAUUGGAAUGUUAGCUUUUCUAUCAACACUGUUGCUUACAUAGCCACGCUCUCUGAGGAAAGGCCCCAAGUCACACUCUCGGUCCUUGCUGUCCCAGAAAGGCAGAAAAAGGAUCUCCAAAUAUCACAGGGCAGAAAUGAAUUUUAUAGCCCUCACCCUUGCUGCUUUUAUUUCUUUUCUCUCCCUGAGCUGAGAUGGCAAAGGAAUGCAUGUCUCAUAAGUGGAAGCUGGACUUUCCUUGUGGUUAGUUCUCAGCUCUUCUCCUUCUUCUGCCAAGUGGUGGGAGUCUGCCUCCCCCUCUGCUGCAGCCUGGGGAGGGAGGGGAAAGUCAGAGAGAAAAUAGAAGGUGAGGAGGAUCAGAAACAGUUUUACCCACCACCAUCUAUGGAAGUAGUAGGUUUCUACAGAAAUUAAGUUCUGGGAAGUCUCUUGGAGGGGGUGGGCACAUGGGAGUGGAGAGAACGGAAAGAAGGAAAGGAACAAAGGGAAAGAGGGAGGGAGGGAAGAAGGAAGGGGGGAAAUAGGAGGGAGGAGGAGGGAAGCACAAAAGGCACAACGAAUCACUGGAAAGGCUGUUAUCUAACUCCAUUCACAGCCAUGUGCUUGAAAAACCCAUAAAAAACGAUGGCCCCUCUCUGUGUAACUUUCCCACACUGAGUUCUUCUUAACUUCUGCUUCUUUGCAUCACUCUAACCCUUUUCUCUCUCCACUUUAUCUAUGGUCAAUGUUAUGAUGUGGAGGCCAAAAUAUAAAAAAAUUAAUCUCAAAAGUAAUGCUUUUUAGAAAUCAUAUUUAAAGGGGCCGGUGUUGUGGCAUAGCAGGUGAAGCUGGCACCUGCAACACACCAACAUCCCUUAUGGGCACCAGUUCAUGUCCCCGUGGUUCCACUUCCAAUCCAGAUCCCUGCUAAUACACCUAAUAAAACCAGCAGAGGAUGGCCCAAGUGCUUGGGCCCCUGCUAUCCACAUGGGAGACUUGGAGGAGGCUCCUGGCUCCUGGCUCCUGGCUUCAGUUGACCCAGCCCUGGUUAUUGCUGCUAUCUGGGGAGUGAACCAGUGGAUGGAAAAUCUCUCUCUGUCUCUGUGUGUGUGUGUGUGUGUGUGUGAGGGGGUAUUUCCCCCUCUCUAACUCUGCCUUUCAAAUAAAAAUAAUAGAUAACUAUUUUUUUAAAAAAAUCAUCUUUAAAUACAACUAAAAAACCUCUAAGUUAUCUGUGUUAUAGUUUUAUUAGGACUGUGCACAAAAGAAUUAUUGGUUGCCUGUGAUCAAGAAUAAGACGGCACUUGAUUCCACAAACUGGCAGUACUUUCCUGACUUUGUUUCCUUCACAACUACCUUUCCUAUUACUGGAAUGCCAGUCCCCUCAAUUCUCCUGGCUUUCUGGCAGUCCUGAUAACCCUAUGGCCUCCUUCCAACUCCAAGCUGAGACUGUAGGCUUCCUGAGAUUCCUGCAGCCCAGACCUGUGGUGCCACUUAACCCCACUGUUGCUGCCCUCUUUUGCUUUCCAUCUCAAGGAGAAGCUCCUUUUGAGGAGUGACUGUCUUUCUUAUCUCUGCGUCUCUAGCCCUUUGUACAGAGCCUAGCAUAGAAGUAAGGCUUAGUGAGGGAAUGAAAGAAUACAAAAAUUGAGUUGACUUGCAAUACUUAACCACAGUUUGUCUUGGAAUUAGCCCAAUGCUUAGUAUAUUUUAUGAACCAAUUUAAACACAUUGUUUUGUUCUAUUCAAUUGAAAACAAUGCCUGAGUGACUGUUACUAAAAAAUUAUUUUUUACAAAUCAUAGACUGAGCAGAAUUUUACUGGGCAAAUCAUCCUCCAAACUGCCUUUUUCCCAUAACCACAGAAGUAGACAUAUUUGUGCAAUACCUCUUGGUGAAAUCCAAGUCAGCUAUUUAGGACAAUGCAGAGAAAAUGUGACAAGGCAGAUUGCACUACAAUUUGUCACAGAGACUACUUUACACAGGAUAUUACAUAUUUGUAUCAUUAAAUUAAAUGUGGACUUUUUCUCCUUAUGGUUUUAUUUUCAAUUCAUUAAUUAAUUCAUAUUUUCCCAGUGACAUACAUUAGAAAAUCUUGGGUUCAUUUUCACAGGGAAAGAAAUGCUUCCUCUAAUAUGUAGCAAGAAUCAUUUUAGGGAAUUCCUUAAACCCUUUAAGUAGACUCCAAGUCGUUUAUUCUUUCCAACAUCUACUGCAAACUGUUCUUGGACAGUACUGGCUUACUCUGUUACUGAAACCGAAAAGGCCAAAAAUAUGCUGGCUAUCGCCCUCUAGUUUUUUUGUUAUAAAUUAUAAAAUAUUAUCUUCCAUGUGGACAAAAUCAUUACUAUUAUUGCAUUUUUGAACUUAGUUUCUUGCCUUUUAGCUAUGUAGAAUCUAUUUAUUGAAUAAAUGCUUAAAAUAGGAAGCAAAGUAGAAAUGUAAUGCUGAAACUUACAACACUGUGUCCAGUAAUUUGUUGUCUUAGAGUAGAUAAUCAUAAGACAAAGUAAGGAUCUUUGAUCAUAGUUAGUUGCCUUUCCAUUUUCCCUAAAGUUGUGUUCCUGCCUGAUUUAUCCUUGAGUCUGUUCACUAGUUCACUUUGGUUGAUUUACUGAUUGGGACACUGCCUUUAGAAGGUACUGUGGAAAACUGCAGAGAGGGUCAAGAAUAAUCUCAGUUGAUAGGAGGUACAGAGUAUUGUUCAGAUGAUCAGAUACACAUUCACACCUCAAACUUUGAAAAUGAUGCAAGGUUAAAUAAUUUCAGAGGGUAGUGGAGAAGUAAGAGAUUUCAAUUCCUAACAUCUCAGAAAGCAGUUUUUGUUUUGUUUUAUUUUCUCGGCCUUUUGGCUAAGAUCAAGUGUAGUAUUUUCUAAGAAAUUGGUCAUAUGUAUCCAAAAGAAAGGAAGUAUCUUACUUCUCAGGGUUCAAUAGACAAAACCUUUCUGUCUCAUCAAUAAGAUUUAAAAAAAAAAAAGUUGACUAAAUUCAUAUCAGAUUCUGGUGGCUCUUAGGACCCUGGAAUGUGUAAAUAUCCCAUAAGCCUAGAUAUAAUUAUUUGUAAAUUGAAUCCUAAAGACAUAAUUAUAUCUUGAAAUUUCAAUUAUAUUUAGGAAGUAUAACUCAUGGUGGAAAAGAAGCCUCUCAAACAUAUCCUUUUUAUGUAAAUAACUACCCUCUCCAGAAGAGAUUGCCUCCAGAUAUUGUCAGCUUUUGCCUAUCAUUUUUAGGGGCUUUCUCUUUUAUUUGGAGUCACCUAACUAAUUAGGUUGGACUUCAAACACAGCCUCCUCAAAGAUGAGAAUUUGGAAUGAAUGUUUAAAGAUACUUACAUCCACUCCAUUUUCAUAAACAAAUACAAGCUUCCUAAGUAGGUAAUUUUUCUGUGACUUAUAAGAAAGCUACUAUAGACCAUUAUCUUUGAUUUUACCACAUAAACUAAAACUGCCUUGACCCAAUAAGUCUAAAUCCCAAAGGUAUCAAAGUGUUUCUACCAACAUUUCUUCAUCCUUCUUGAGAUUUUCCCCAGCGCUUUCUCUUUUUGUUUUUAUCUUACCUGUCAAGUAAAUUGAAUUGCUAAUAAAGCAGGAUAAAAAUCAGAUUUCAUGCCUUAGAACUGUAGUUCUCACACCACAGUCCCCGACUAGCACCAUCAGCAUUGUCUAGGAGCUUGUGAGAAAUGUGCUGCCCCGACUGUUGGCAAAGUUGGUAAGUCACAGCUUGGGACACCUGCACCCCGUAUCACAGUGCCUGCUUUGAGUCCUGGCUCCUCUGUCUCCCAUCCAGCUUCCAGCUAAAGCUCCCUCUGGGAAGCAGCAGUUGAUGACUCAAGUGCUUGGGUCCCUGCCACCCACAUGGAGACCCAGGUGGAGUUCCCAGCUCUUGGCUUCAGCCUGACCCCAUCAUGGCUGUUUUAGGCAUUUAGGGAAUGAACCAAAGAUAUUCAAAACACACAGAAGGAACUUGGUAGGGGGGUGGAGAAAGAAAUGUUCUACCCCUGAGAAAUUUUGGGAGGCACCAACAAUCUGUGUUUAUACAAGCACUCCAGGGAAUUCUGAUACAAGGUCCAGUUUUAGAAUGUGCCAAUAGAAAUGCCCAGUAGAACGAUUUCUGGACUGGGAAUCAGGGUCUUGGUGUAAGCAUUGGAAAGAGUAAAGACUGAGCUGUAAAGACCCAGUCUGGCUCAUGUGUAACCAUUCAGAUAAUUCCCAUUGAUCAUACUAAGGAGAAAUAAAGACCAAGCCAUUUCAGAAAUCAAUGUUAUGCCACCUAGAAUCAAGAAGAGAGAAACAGUGAUUUCUUCACCCAACCCACAUGCUGGUGCACCAAAGCGGUUUGCUCCAUCAAAAUCACCCCAACAUUCUAAUAAGAUUGGUACCACAUCUUGAACACUCAGGACCAGCUAACCCAACAAAUAGAUGAAACUUUAAUUCUUCUAUUCUUAAGAAAAUAAAUUGAGUGAAGAAAACAAAUAGUACAUUCUUCUCUCUUAUCAAUGAAGCCAGUUUCUCCCCCACAAUGCCACCCACCCUGUGUGAGCAUUGACUUUCUUACAAAAUUUGUCAUUGUCCAAAAUACUGUAAAUGGUCCAUCCCUGCAGCUACAAAUACAACUUUAAGUAUUACAUCUUUUCCUUUGAUUUGGAAGUAGAAACAUGGUUCUUCUAUCAUAACCAUAAACCGCCCACAUACAACACAGUGUUUCAAUAAACACUAAAUGAUACAAGAUGCUCCAUUUCAAUAUAAUGGGCUACUUAAUGAAGCCCAUCACUAAACAAAGCAACUGAGGAAAAUUUGGUACAAAACAAAUAACUUUGUCUUGCCCAAAACAAACUGUCUUGUGAGGUGAAUGUCUUUGGAAACUCUUUGAAUGGUCAGGAACUGGACCAACGAAAUGAACAGUAAACCUUAAAUGUUUUUCUGGUGUUGAAGUUGGCAAACAUCUUCGCAUUGCUUGUUAUAAAAAUUCACUCUUAACAAUUUAAUGCUCCUCUUGAUUUGCUUUCUAGUAGGGUUUUAUAUACAGAUUAUUAGGUUCUUUUUCAUCAUUAUUUUAGAAAUAAGAUAAUGCUUAUUUCUUCCCAAAAGCUCAGUGGGAGGCUCUUUAGAAUUUUUAAUUACUGAGUAAGUACAUACCCAGGUACUUUUAACAUAAAACUGGGAAUACUUUAAAAAGUCAUAAUUAUUUAAGAAAAAAUGAUGGGAGUCUAUCUUUUGUUUGUUUUUGACAGGCAGAGUGGACAGUGAGAGAGAAAGAGAGAAAGGUCUUCCUUUGCUGUUGGUUCACUCUCCAAUGGCUGCCGCGGCCGGUGCGCUGCAGCCGGCGCUCCGGCACAGCACGCUGAUCCGAAGCCAGGAGCCAGGUGCUUCCCCUGGUCUCCCAUGGGGUGCAGGGCCCAAGGACUUGGGCCAUCCUCCACUGCACUCCUUGGCCACAGCAGAGAGCUGGCCUGGAAGAAGGGCAACCGGGACAGAAUCCGGCGCCCUGACCGGGACUAGAACCCAGUGUCCCGGUGCUGCAAGGCGGAGGAUUAGCCUAUUGAGCUGUGGCGCCGGCCUAUCUUUUGUUCUUUCAAUCAUUAACUCACCACACAGCUAAGCGGUGCCUACUCAAAUCAAGUCCCUCGGGACACCCUUAAAGAGCUCAUAAUGAAUAGGUUCUCCUGGUCCAUUUAUCUGGGGGAAAAAUACUAUGAACCCAAGGCAAUACUAAGAUCUGGGAUGCAGUGGUGAAGGAGACAAACCAUAGACCCAACACAUCGCAGUACACAUGUUCUCAUAGUCUCCUGCCUUGGUCUCUACUUGUAGUUGCCCAUGACUGCUGUCUGUCUUAUCCCGUCAGCAUCAGCUAAGGAAUGAAAAAGAGAAUUUACUGUGCUUUCAGAUAUUCAAGUCUUUCCAUUCUCUGUCCUCACCUCUUGCCCCCAAACUUGAUUUGAUUUCUAAUUUCCCUCCAGACCUACCUAUUCUUAUAACUUUCAGGUUUUAUAUUCAGCAGUUAAAAUCAUGUUUUCCCUUGCUUUCACCAUGUUACUGUAUUUUCAACUUGCCCAAAAUAUGUCCUCAGUCUUUGAAUUACAGAGUUCUGCCCCCACUACUCCACACAAAAUGGAGUUCCAUAGCAAAAUUGUUACUCAAGUUGUGGAUCUGCUCCUUAAUGAGCAGAAAUCAAAACCUCCACCAGCAGUCGUCACAGAGUAAUUUAUUUUCAGCUAAUAAGGAAUCCAUGUGAAUCAUGUCUAAGUUCGUGGUUCUCAAGAGCAAAGGGAAGUGGGUGCUUUGUCUAGGAAAAAUGAAUAUACAGGAGAGGAAGUACUUGUCAUCACAUGGAAGGGUGGGCACAAGCGUGCUGUGACUAAUAUUGCAUGUUAUGGUAAUAAGGCUUAAACUCCUCCUAGGGUGGAGAUAUCUGCAUUAAAAUUAGAGAAAGGUUGGGCACUUGUGCAUGCUCAGUUUUCCUGGCUGUGGGCAUGACUGGGUCCUGCUGGAUUCUCAGCUAGGUUGAAGAUACCUGUUUCAUCUCUCUGGGCCUAAAAGACAACUUCAGAGGACAUGUUACUGUUUUGCUUGGUUAUGCAGGAGGAUGUUCCUCAAACUCUUGUUUUGUGGAUUACAAAACUACUUGCAUAUUUGUCUUAUUCCACCCAUCUCCCACUCUAGAUUCUGAGCUCUUAAAAUCAUACAUCACCAUGUCGUCCACUUAAUUAGAUGCACCAUAAAUAGCACAGUGUGUUAACUGGAAGAUCUGGUGCAUAUCAUGAAACUGUCCCGUGUUGUAGUUGAGAAAAUUGAGGCCUAAAAAAGUGUAAGGGGUUAAUGAUUGUACAGUUCAGCAGUUGAAACUAGAAUACACAUUGUUACCUUUUGAUCCACGAUUCCGCAUGUAAACAUAUGGCCUCAAAUAUAAGCCUCUGAUAAAAACAAAAGAUUACAUCCUUAGCUUCCGUGGACCUGUUCACCUUGAGCUAACCUACCUACAAUGUAGCCUUGGCUAAACAUCAAGUUUAGGUGCUUUUCAUUCACUCAUUCAUUUGUCCAUUAGUCAAUAAGUAUUCACUGCCUUCUAAUCACAUUCUACUAAAUGUGGAAUACACAUAUAAAUGCAAAAUAUGUAGUUUCUGUUCUCAAGGAACUUUCAAAAUAUUCAGGACACAGGCCAUAAACAAAUCUGUAAUCGGAGGCCGGGCUAAGAGUAUGAAAUACACAAACAUCAUGCAGUGAUGGAACAUGUUGUGAGGGAAGUGGGAAGUCCUCAGGAAAGACUGAGGAAUGGUAUUUAAGCCAAGAACAAAAGCACCGGAAGAGAACCCCGUGUGUAUUCCUUUCUCUCUUGACUAUGAGCCUAGGUCCAAGCUGCACAUAUGCAUACAAUUUCUAAUUCACCACACUAUGCCCGGGCUGUAUCCUCCCUCACUGAAUUUAUAGCCUAAGAUAUACUUUUUUUCAAACAAAAAUCCCCUUACUAAGUUCUCUGUUGAACCCUUUGGUAGAAUUUUCCUCCUUCAAGUUCAGAUUCUGGUCAGCUCCCUCCCCUCACCGCCAUAACUGCUAAAUUGCUAAAAAUGCCUUUCCAUGGGUUACUGGUCAUUUUUGACCUCCCUGAGAGCAGGAGGCCUAUUAUUCAGUACUUUUCCAAACAGCCUCUAAAGAAUUAAGAAGUCAAACACUUUAUAGGUGGAGUUUCCAAGGAUCUCAAUCCUACAUGUCAUUUUAGGUUUUUAUUUUCUUUUUUGCCAAAGCCAUGAUUUACUAACAAAUAUCCUUGUAUGAUGGUAGGACCAAGAGAUACCAUAAGCAUUCAUAAGCUCUUUCUUAUUCCAGGUAUAACUUUCCUUUUUUUCUGUUGUCAGACAUUUAGUGACUGAAUGGCAAGCAGCAAACUAGAACAGACAUUGAAGGAAUAUGAAGAUGUGUAAGACACAGCUCGUUUCUAAAUUAGUGAAGAUAAGCAUAAUAACCCCAAUUAGAAUUCAGUGUGGUGACUAACAAUCGAAGAAUGUUGAAAUGCCAUAAAAGCCACUGUAUCAGAGCAGGGGAAGGUAGGUCAGAGAAAGAUUCGCUGAGAUGAACAGAGGGUAAUUGGGUAUAACACCAUUUAUGUAUAGCACAAGUUACAUGGACAUGACCUCAGGAGUCUAGAAACUUCACACCCACAGAGAAAAUAACACAGGGUCAAGAUUCAAGAUAUAAAUAAAAUAUGGCCAUUUUAAACAAAAAUGAACAAUGUACUAGCACAAAGGCAAGUGUUUUUGCAUCAUCGUAAGUAGAAAGGUAAUUUGGGGAGGAAUUUUUCCUGGUGGAGAAUUGUCAAAACCGUCCAAAUGUCAUGGUAGCCUUUCUGCAAAGAGAGGACUUAUUUGUUCAUCCAAAUGGAACAACUGGUAUUGACUGGUUUAGUUCUGUCAUUGUGCCCAUAAAGUGUCUCUAAUUAUACUUUUCAGAGCUGAGUACUUGCUUCAUAAGCACGGGGCAUGAAGUCAGAUCAGCCCUUCCCAAGGAAAACUUUUCCUUUAAAGUUCUGACAUUUUUCAGGUGCAAGAGCCAAAAGAAACUCCACUAUAAUCUAUGAGUUUGCACCUAUGGGGUCAGUAUUUUCACCAUUAAUCAUCAGUAUCUCUUCUGCUUAUUUUUUCCUUGACCAUUUACUUUUAUUUUGUAGCUCUAUGAUUUUAAAACAUUUAAUAAUUGUUUUCUUCAGCUUCCUUAACUUCUUUAUAUCUGAGAAAGACCCUCAAUUUCAUCAAUUUAGUGUUUCCAAUACAGAAGAAAGUUCCAUGACAUAAGUAUAACUCCAGAAAGAGUCUGGGGAAAAAAACUAGUUGGAGUGUUUUAUCAAAAAGAAAGGCUUCCAUUUGCAGAGUUUAUUGACUUCUUAAAGAGUUUAAAAAUUCUUCUCCAGUGUUAUAAUACAAAGUCAACUAUACACACACACACACACACGCACGCAUGCACACAAAGUUACUAAUGCAAUGCUACUUCAUAAUGUCACAAUUCUCAAAUACAGUAAUAUUUUAUUACCUGCAGUAUGUUUAUUCAGCCUACUCAGCUAUCAGAAACACCAUUACCAGAAAGAAACUAAUUAAAGUUGCUGCUGAGAAUAAGACCUGGAAGACCCAAAAUAGGAUCUAGAGCUCAGCCAAUUUAUACCUAUUACAGAAAACCCUAAAAGCCUUGCUUUUCCAACUUCCUAGUGUCCUGCAAAUCAGUACCAACAUGUAGAAAAAUUGGAGAAAGCUGCUGCUAAAGACAAUGAGAGGGCUGGCGCUGCGGCUCACUUGGCUAGUCUUCCGCCUGCGGCAACGGCACCUCGGAUUCUAGUCCCGAUUGGGGUGCCGGAUUCUGUCCCGGUUGCUCCUAUUCCAGUCCAGCUCUGUGCUGUGGCCCGGGAAGGCAGUGGAGGAUGGCCCAAGUGCUUGGGCCCUGCACCUGCAUGGGAGACCAGGAGGAAGAACCUGGCUCCUGGCUUCGGACAGUGCAGCGUGCUGGCCGUGGUGGCCAUUUCGGGGGUGAACCAACGGAAGAAAGACCUUUCUUUCUGUCUCUCUCUCUCAUUGUCUAACUCUGCCUGUCAACAACAACAAAAAAAGACGAUGAGAGGUAGUGACACCCUGACAGAAGAAGAGAAGAUAAAGAUAAAUUAAAAAUCCAAAACCAUCAUUGCCUGAGACUUAAUGCACCUUAUUCAUUGCUAAGGUCGACACUACAUAGCACAGUUUACCCCAAGCAGUCAUGGUUCUCUGAUGGCUGAGAUGUGUGCAGUGUAUUUCAGAUGGCUUUCAAAUGAUUUCCUACUUUGAUUCGUACCAAAGGGGAUGAAUUUGAUUUUGAAAAAUACCCACGUGUGAAGAAGCCCCUAAUUUUUUUGACGACUGCUGGGUGAAUGAAGGUGACGUUAUGGAGAUCAUCACGGUUGCAGCCGCUCCUGCUGGCCCGUAUGCAUGAGCAUGUGCAUGGUGGCUCUCGCUCAGUGUCCGUGGAAUGACUGACUCUCUGCUAUUCCACUUGUUUCUUUACCUUUCUCUUUCUCUCU
Messenger RNA from Oryctolagus cuniculus (rabbit), 18916 nucleotides. The record is from RefSeq and is a predicted model, not a curated record. NCBI's taxonomy places the organism in Eukaryota, Metazoa, Chordata, Mammalia, Lagomorpha, Leporidae.